CCUUGGAAACUAAAARUUGUUCCAAAAUGGCUGCCACUCCAGGUGGAGAAGAGUCGAUGUACGAUAGUGGACGUUUAUCCCUCUUUGAUUUGAUUCAAGAGAAAAAUAGAGCACAAAAUAAGAAACAACUUGUUCACCGCCUGGUUUACAUAUCUAAAAUUCGUCCUGAGGUUGCAGAUAGAAGAGACAUAGGAGCACAUUAUGAAAGACUGUUCAAAAAUUCCCAGAAUCAUUCUCAUGGUGAAGCUGUGUCCGGCUUGCUGCUCAUAUAUCCAGUACAUGUUGUACAUGUUCUUGAAACCUCUGCAAAUGUCUUACAAGAUGUGAUAAGAGAUUUAGAAGAGGAAGAGCAGAGCAUAAGUGGAACAAUAUUUAAUUCUAAGAUACUUGUGUACACUGGRGAUCUUCCAAACAGGCUUUUCACACAAUGGAGCUUUAGGUGUAUCAACCAAUCAGCUGCCAGAAUGCAGGAGUUUACUACCAAUGAACCUAUAAAUGUUGUUGUUAUGGAAGCUCUCAACCUGUUAUUAAAGCUAGGAGAAUAUCUUGCAAAACUACCAAAGUUAAGUCUCAGCAAAACAAUGGAUCAACUUCCUGAAAAAUGUCCUGAGCUUCUUGUUAGACAAGAUUUACUUGAAUAUCUCAUAAAUUCAAAAGAACUUAGCACUCCAUCACAAUACUUGCAAAGAUACACAAGACCACUAAAUGUCACUUUAGAAAGUGAGUUGGUGUGGCCUUUACAGACAAAGCUUGUUCCUUUGAACUAGUGAAAAAAAUGCUAAUUGUAAAUAAUUUUACUAUAAUUCAACAUGUAGAUGACAGAGCAUAUAUACACAAUGUUGAUUUUUCCUUGUAAUUUAAGUGUUGUUAUGUUACAAAUAAUCAAAAAAAAACUUUUUACAGUUUAUCAAAUAAAUGAAGAAUUUUAAUUAAAAUUACCUUUAAGUC
Exaiptasia diaphana is the source of this 948-nucleotide messenger RNA. Its product is annotated as testis-expressed protein 47. Gene Ontology annotation, molecular function: blue light photoreceptor activity; FAD binding. The coding region runs from base 27 to 767 and encodes 246 amino acids. Lineage: Eukaryota; Metazoa; Cnidaria; Anthozoa; Actiniaria; Aiptasiidae. The record is from RefSeq and is a predicted model, not a curated record. The transcript has 10 exons.